Lethenteron reissneri (Far Eastern brook lamprey) is the source of this 921-nucleotide messenger RNA. RefSeq names its product olfactory receptor 52B2-like. Gene Ontology annotation, cellular component: membrane. Gene Ontology annotation, molecular function: odorant binding; G protein-coupled receptor activity; olfactory receptor activity. Gene Ontology annotation, biological process: detection of chemical stimulus involved in sensory perception of smell; G protein-coupled receptor signaling pathway. The record is from RefSeq and is a predicted model, not a curated record. NCBI's taxonomy places the organism in Eukaryota, Metazoa, Chordata, Hyperoartia, Petromyzontiformes, Petromyzontidae.
AUGGCCACGCCAUUCCGGGAGCCUGCGAGCUUCCGAUAUUUCGCCUUCAUCUCCAUCCUCCUCGUCUACCUCGUCACGGUGGUCGGCAACCUCCUGCUGUGCCUUGUCAUCUACCACGAGUCGAAUCUACACAAGCCCAUGUACGUGCUCAUGGCCCUGCUGUCCGUCACGGACGUGGUCGAGACCACGAACUCCCUGCCGAGGAUCAUGACCAACCUCAUGUCCUACAACAACGUGUCCCUGUCCGAGUGCAUGACUCAGAUGUUCUUCCUCCACGUGACCAUCAGAAUGCAGGGCUACGUCCUGGCCCUCAUGUCCGUCGACCGCUUCAUUGCAAUCGGGCAGCCGCUACGCUACCACAGCUUCGUGUCGAACGCGCGGGUCACCAAGGCAUUCCUGGCCAUCGUGGCCAUCUCGGUCGUGCCGGGCAUGGGCUACGUGGGCAUGGUGCUGCGUCUAAGCUUCUGCAGACCGCUGGUGACGUUCGCGCCCAACUGCGACUUCAUGGUGCUCACCAACCUGGCUUGCGGCGAGGUCUACUACAACAUCGUGUAUGUGUACGCCAACGUGUUCGUGGCCAUCGUCUUACCCCUGCUCGUGGUGGCGGUUGCCUACUGCCUCAUCCUGUUCGAGUUUCGUAAGAGGAGUCUCCGGCAGAACCAGAGAGCGUUCCAGACGUGCAUGACCCACCUCGCCAUCAUCUGCAUCUACUUCGGCUCCAUAUUGUUCACCGUCGGCAGUGGCCUCCAGUUCUUCUCGGGGGUCGUACGCGAGGUGCGCGUGCCCCUGCAGUCGUUGCAGUACGUCAUCCCGCCGGCCCUGAAUCCCAUUGUCUACGGACUCCGCACGGACGCGAUUCGUCGUGGAGUCCUGAAGAUGGUGCGUCGGAAGGUUUCUAUGGGAAAAGCCGAGUUGCCAUAA